AAUUUUCAAUAUCAACUAAAAUAUUAUUUAAAAACAACUUAAACAAAAACAACAAAAAAAAAAAGCAGCCCUUUGCAACAAAAACCUUACAAGAGAACCUGUUCUGCUGUCUCUCUUCGUGUCCGUGUCUGUGUCUGUGUCUGUGUCGGUGUGUGUGUGUGCAUGCUGCUUAUGCAAAUUCUUUAAGCGCAGCAACAACAACACUCGCUCGCACACCUGGCAGCUGAUUUUGCAGCGCAACGAACCAACAACAACAACAACAACAACAGCAACACACACAAUGAAAGUUCAGCUGCUGCUGCUGUGACACGAACAACAAGAACAACAAGAAACAACUGUAAAAGAGACCAACGCAAGGGAUUUCGGUUAUUCGCUUCGAUAUUGAUAUGCAUCGUUUGCGCUGCCUGAUCAACAACAACAAGAAGUACAACAAUAAUCGAAAGACGACAGAGCACGAGCCGUAAAUUAAACGGAAACUCACCUGACAUUUUGCAACACUGCCCUGCAGUUAGCAGCAAUUUGUUUUGUUUUUGUUUUUUUUUUUGGAAUACUCACCUCAGCCUAACUCUUGAGCUCCUUGACCUGCAACUAAUACAAUAGUGCCAAGAUGUAUAAGCUGUUGGGUAGCCUGAAGAGCUACCUCAAGUGGCAGGACAUCCAGACGGAUAACGCGGUCUUCCGUCUGCACAACUCCUUUACAACCGUACUGCUGCUCACCUGCAGCCUGAUCAUCACGGCCACACAAUAUGUGGGCCAGCCGAUCAGCUGCAUUGUGAAUGGCAUUCCGCCGCAUGUGGUCAACACUUUCUGCUGGAUACACAGCACGUUUACUAUGCCGGAUGCGUUCAACCGACAGGUCGGUCGCGAGGUGGCACAUCCUGGCGUUGCCAAUGAUUUCAAUGACAAGGAUGCCAGAAAGUACUACACCUAUUAUCAAUGGGUGUGCUUUGUGCUCUUCUUUCAGGCAAUGGCCUGCUAUACGCCCAAAUUUCUGUGGAACAAAUUCGAGGGCGGGCUGAUGCGCAUGAUUGUGAUGGGCUUGAACAUUACGAUCUGCACGCGCGAGGAGAAGGAGGCCAAACGCGAUGCCCUGCUGGACUAUCUCAUCAAGCAUGUGAAGCGCCAUAAACUGUAUGCCAUACGCUAUUGGGCCUGCGAGGUGCUCUGCUUUAUCAAUAUUGUGGUGCAGAUGUAUCUGAUGAAUCGUUUCUUUGACGGCGAGUUCAUAUCGUAUGGCACGAACAUUAUGGGGCUGUCGGAUGUGCCGCAGGAGCAGCGCAUGGAUCCGAUGGUUUAUGUAUUUCCCCGUGUCACCAAAUGCAUUUUCCACAAAUACGGUGCCGGCGGCUCAUUGCAGACGCACGACUCCCUCUGCAUUCUGCCGCUCAACAUUGUGAACGAGAAAACCUAUGUGUUCAUUUGGUUCUGGUACUGGAUAUUGCUCGUACUGCUCGUUGGACUGAUGAUAUUCCGCGCCUGCAUCAUCUUCAUGCCCAAGUUCCGGCCGCGUCUGCUGAAUGCGCGCAAUCGCAUGAUACCCAUGGAAAUCUGUCGUUCGCUGUCCCGCAAACUGGACAUCGGUGACUGGUGGCUCAUCUAUAUGCUUGGCCGCAAUCUGGAUCCGGUCAUUUACAAGGAUGUGAUGGGCGAGUUUGCCAAACAGGUGGAGCCCGCGAAGCACGAUCGCACCAAGUGAUUGUCAAGCAUGGCUAAGCACACGAAAGAGACAACGAGCGAACGGGAGAGAAAGAGAGCGAGAGAGAGAGAGAGAGAGAGAGAGAGAGAGAGAGAUACAACUGCUCUGGAUUAUAUUCAUAAUUAUUAUUAUUAUUAUUUAGCACAAAUCAUGACAAUUAGUUGAAAACCACACACCGAAUGCAAAAAGGCAAAUGACAAUCUUUAGCAAUA
Messenger RNA from Drosophila virilis, 1908 nucleotides. RefSeq names its product optic ganglion reduced (gene ogre). The record is from RefSeq and is a predicted model, not a curated record. Gene Ontology annotation, molecular function: gap junction channel activity. NCBI's taxonomy places the organism in Eukaryota, Metazoa, Arthropoda, Insecta, Diptera, Drosophilidae. Gene Ontology annotation, cellular component: plasma membrane; gap junction.